AUGUAUCAUCCGAAUGCCCACAAUCAUCGCACCAAGGAUUGCAAAGCAUCUGACAGCAUGAAAAAACGAAUCGAUGAGGCACAAAGGAAGUUUGGUGAGGUCAACACUCGUAUUUGUCACGAUUGCAAGGAGUCAGGAUGGACUCCAGCGCACAGGGCCGUGUGCAAGAUGAAGAAUAAUCAACCAAGAUUUCGAAGUAAGGUCGUCAAGAAGACGAUCGUCCCUGUGCCCAAUCAGCAGACUGAUUACAACUCUGAUGACAAUAUGGAUACGGAUACGGAAUCCGAAGAGCAGAGCAUGACCUUCGCAGCCAUGAGCAUUGUUUGGUCUUUGUCUAGUCUUUGUCCGGUCUUUGUCUGGUCUUUGUUUAGUCUUUGUCUGGUCUUUGUUUAG
Messenger RNA from Mucor velutinosus, 393 nucleotides. RefSeq lists its product as uncharacterized. The record is from RefSeq and is a predicted model, not a curated record. Bases 1 to 393 code for a protein of 130 amino acids. NCBI's taxonomy places the organism in Eukaryota, Fungi, Mucoromycota, Mucoromycetes, Mucorales, Mucoraceae. The transcript has a single exon.